This is a messenger RNA of Vigna umbellata (rice bean), 1108 nucleotides long. RefSeq lists its product as uncharacterized. The record is from RefSeq and is a predicted model, not a curated record. NCBI's taxonomy places the organism in Eukaryota, Viridiplantae, Streptophyta, Magnoliopsida, Fabales, Fabaceae.
CCCCUUCUAUCUCCACCUUCAACUGUAAAAAGAAAAAGAAAACUUCUCGUUUUCUUUCUCUGACGCUAUAACGUGUUUCGUUUUCUCUCUAGAAAUGGGAACAGCUAUCCUCCGUUCCCACGAUUGCCUCCAAGGUCGCUUUCUCCCUAAUGAAGCCUUCGCCAUAGCUACGUCACGCGUAGCGUCGCGAAGAAACUCUAACCCUAAUAACAACCAUGCCUUCGCCUCCUCCGCCAAUCAAAUACGCCGCCGGAAGCGGAGUCCGGUCAUUGAUCGAGAUCGCCAUCGAUCCUCCGACCGAUCGACGGAGAAUUCUCCGUCCUCGGCGAACCUCGUCAUGGGACAAGUUAAGAUCCUGAAGCGGGGCGAGAAUUUGAGCCUGCUGAACAAUCAUACCGAGGUUAGAUCGAAGAGGGAGACGGGCCUGGAUUUGUUACUGGGCUCCACGGUCCGAUUGGGGCCCGAUCCUUUAACCGUGAAGAAGCAGAUUAGGGUUUCGGAUCCGAACAACGGCGUGUACGCGGGAUCGGCGUUCGUUUCGUCGCCGCAUCCGAGUUCCGUUCCGGUGCCGGGAUUUUUAGGACGUAACGGCGCGGCCACCAGUGAUUUGCGGCGGUUGCUGCGACUCGAUUUGGAAUGAUUAGUUCGAUGAUUUCGGUGUUUGCUUAAUAUUUGUCUUCUACUUUGGAAUGAUUAGUUGGUGUAUGAUGAUUGCCCGUAUGGUAUCUGAUGCGCUUCCUUUAUUUUUUCAAGAGGAUAGCCGCAGGGUUCGGGCACGUGAAGAAGAAGCGGAGAAAGCAACGCGUGAAGGUGGUAGGAAGGAUAUUUGUGCUACAGUUUCUGAAAGGGGUUAGUUAGUUAGGUAGUGUCGCCGUUAGUUUUAACUCUGUUAAAGGUAAAAGGGGUUGGGUAGAAGAAAUGAGAAUGUUGGUCUCAUAUAUGGGAAUCCUGAAUAUGUAGUUAAUGGGGGUUUCGUUUGAUAGAAGCAAGUUUGAUGUUUGUUCUGUGUUUGUUUGUGUUUUUAGGGGGUGUUUGUGUGAUGCUCUUAUUAUGAUACUGAUACAGUAGCUGUGAAACUUAUGUUAGUAAUGAAACGAAGUUCCUAGUA